AUGGUGCAACCAAGAGGGUUGGAGGAGGUGGUGGGGGAGGUGGCGGAUGGGAACAAGGCGGUCGUGCUUGUGGCGGCCACUCACCACUAUGCCUCCAUGCUGCUCAGCUUCGCUUGCAUGCUACGUCGUCUCUCAGUGCCCAACCUACUGGUAGCAGCCCUCGACCCCACCGCCUACCGCAUCGCUCUCCUGCACGGCCUCCCUGUCUUCUACAACAACACCACUGCUGCAGCAGCACUACCAGCAGGGGCACAAGGAUCAAAUGGAGCAGAGGGAGCAGGGCCAGAGGCGUGUCCCUUCAACAGCCACUGCUUCCGGCACUACACCAAGCUCAAGAGCCGCGCCGUGCUGCGCGUGCUGCGGCUGGGCUAUGCGGUGCUGUGGAGCGAUGUGGACGUGGUGUGGUUUGAUAACCCGCUGCCGCUGCUGAGGCAGAAUGGAGAAGGAGUGCUGGCGAUACAGAGCAACGAGCCUGACCCCUCGCUCCCAGCCAACUCUAUCCGCCGCAUCAACAGUGGCUUCUACCUCGCUCGCCCCGACCCCCUCACCGUUGCUGCUCUCACUGCCGUUGUAAAGCAUGCGGCACACUCACGGAUCGCGGCGGAGGUGCGACUAGACGCCGCGUUGCAGCGACUCCGCGCGCUCGACUCGAGCGUGCGACCGUCGUCCAUCGUCGCCGUCGGCGACGCCCUCCCCAUUGGCGCCGAUGCAUCCUUCCUCAGGGGGCACGGCACGAGGGAGGGCGAGGAGGGGCAGGUGUGCGCGACGGUGUGCGGAGUGGUGAAGCGCAUCAACCGCCUGCUCUCCGUGCAACCUCUCAAAACCUGGUACGUGGCGCAGACAGGAGACGUGGUGGUGGGGCGCGUGACAGAGCUCGCACCUAAGCGCUGGAAGCUGGCUGUGGGGUCGGCGCAUGAAGCCCAGCUCAUGCUCUCCGCCAUUAACCUGCCGGGGGGAGCGCAGAGGCGGCGCACAGCAGUGGAUGAGUUGAACAUGAGGAACAUAUACGUGGAGGGGGACCUGGUCACGGCAGAGGUACAGAGUGUGUUCCACGAUGGCUCGGUCGUACUGCACACCCGCAGCGAUAAAUACGGCAAGUUGUCAGGAGGUCUGCUCGUGCACGUCCCCCCGUACCUCGUGAGGCGUCUCAAGCAACAUUUCCACAUGCUCUCGCCCACCGGCCCACUCCUUGUCUUUGGCUGCAACGGCUGGUUAUGGGUUGGACAACCACCUCCCUCCACCACCUCAUCUGGCUCGCCCGGGACCCAGGGUGAAGGCGCUAGCGGGGGUUCUGAUGGUAGUGGUGGCGGAAAAGGUGCGGCUGAGACGGUUGUGGGCGUGGAGGAGCGGGAGAGGAUUUGUCGAGUGGCGGCGGCGAUUCGGGCGCUCGAGAGGGGGGGGUUGGCGGUGGAUCCGCCGGCUCUGGCGAGAGUGAUCGAGUGGAGUGUUGCGAUGGGCGUGUCGGUUGCGGAAAUGGGCGAUGAGGAUUUUAUUGCGACUGUUGUGGAAAAGGAGGUGGAGAAGAGGGAGGCCGAUGCAGCAGAAGGGAGCUGA
Closterium sp. Yama58-4 is the source of this 1554-nucleotide messenger RNA. NCBI's taxonomy places the organism in Eukaryota, Viridiplantae, Streptophyta, Zygnematophyceae, Desmidiales, Closteriaceae. The record is from the annotation of a GenBank genome assembly.